ACGAAUCUGGCAACACAGAGCUCGCGCUCCCACAGAGCUGCGCGAGCUUGUGGGAAUUUAAACAGUAACGAAAUUAACCGUCACUUUAAAUUAAAUACUGGAAGAUUUAAGAGUAUAAGACUGGCUCUGUUCAAAACAGGGCGGUUCUCUUAAAAUGUUACGUUUGCUAGUGUACACACAGUGAUCCAAAGCUGGAGAAGCACUGAAAACCAACAUUUUGAGCGUUAUUGUUAGAUGCCUCAUAAGGAGACAGAGGCCAUGGACGUCCAGCAGCACAGCGGAAAGGAUCGAACCCACAGGAACCAUCUCAUCCAGCCCGAGAGCAGAGUGGCGGAACAAGACAUCACACAACAGCCAGAUCCUCUUUCAGCAAAGCUGCCACGUGCCAAUGGAAUAGGUUACGGGGGAAGCAAUGACUCUUUAACAGACAUCGUAAUCACGAAUGAGAAUGCUUUGCUGCUUCCCAACCAUGUGCCAGUGAUCGUGCACAAACUUGACAAAGAGACUCCCAGCCCUCUCAAUGGGCUCUCUUCUACAGACACUGUGCCUAAUGGAUCUCCACCUGUCUGCACACCACCCACUGCCUCCACAGGUCAAAGGGCACCUGAUUCUGCACACAUACCCAAGGCCAACAGGCAUAACAAACCCCACAAAAAGCGUCCUCCCUCCACCCAUAAAAGCCACCAGAGUUUGAAAACAAGUGCCAGUCAGAUCCAGGAAGUCGCUGGUGAUGACUGCUGUGCUCACUGUGUCCUGGCCUGUCUGUUCUGUGAGCUGGUGCCCAUGUGCUCAGCCCUGGCUCAGUGUUUGGCCUGUGGAAUGGAAUGUGACGCUCUGUGCUGUUGUGGCGAGGCGUGCGGAGACCUGGCAUUUUGCUCCGGGGACCCCUGCACCGCCGUGCUGGACUGUGCCAUCCUGGAGGACUGCUGCCAAUCCUCCGACUGCCUGGAGAUCUGUCUAGAGUGCUGCUCUAUCUGCUUCCCUACUUAGACAGCAAAUAUCCAACGGCGAGGAUAUUAGCACACUUACAGAGACGAUCUGGAAUGUAGCAUCACACCAGUGUGUUGCAAAAAGGUUUGUUGUUAUGGAGGUUGCAUGCCUUAUUUAUUCCGUAGGCUAGUGAGAGGACUGAGAUCAAGGUGUGAUUGCAGUGUGAGAACUGAAUCACCGAAUUGAAAUCACACACACAAAGCAAAGAUGAUGAUGAUGAUGAUGAUGGUCAUUACGUGAAGUACAAGAGGUAUUAGAAUAUGUGAAGCGAUAGGCCUUACUGUAUUUAAGGAAUUAAUCUUCAUAUGCAUGGCCACUUCUGGAUAGAUAGUCUUUGAUGCUCAUAGCUUCAAACUGUACCUUUUUUUUUCUUUCUAUUUUUCCUUUUUUUUUUUUUUUUUUUUUAAACAAAUGUUGGGUAGUUCAGCUUUUUGUAGAGCACAUUUGCACUUGUAUUUGUCCACAACAGGGCACAAUGCAUUCUGGAGCUGAUUCAGCAGAAUCUUCUUUGGAGCAAUAUUUUUUUAUUCGAGGUGUAAGAUCAUGGUCAAAGAUAAGUAAUUCAAAUGGGUUUAGGAUUGAGCCACACUCCAAAGUAGACAAUAUCUCAACAAAGACUAAUUGUUCUUUGUUUUAUGAUCAGAGAUCUGAGGAUGAUUCGUAUGAACUGUUUCUUUUUUUGUAACGAUAUCGGCACUCUAAGUAAUCUGUCAGAGCACUGCAUUAGCUCGUGAUUAACUUAUGAUUUAAUGUGACUGUAUUUUUGUGUUUCGCAUCAGAAGUAAAGAGGCUUUUGUUUUCAUAA
Molecule: messenger RNA, 1795 nt
Organism: Ictalurus punctatus (channel catfish)
Lineage: Eukaryota; Metazoa; Chordata; Actinopteri; Siluriformes; Ictaluridae
Product: MDFI domain-containing protein
Exons: 6
Coding region: 235-990 (251 amino acids)
Source: RefSeq, a predicted model, not a curated record